GACGACCAAGGCUCGAGCGUCAUCACACUCGCCGGGACCAACACCGGUGCAACCAUGCGAGCCGAGUUGAACGGGAAGACCACCAAGCUCGAGGAAGCGGGUGCGGACGAGAACGAGUCCUUGGCCUCCUACAUUAACAGCAACUUCCAAGCCAUCAACAACUCCAUAAUGUUCGGCGGCAGCUACACCGGCAACGACCCUGGUGUUCACAUGGACAUGUCUGAUUACUACGAAGAAGGGCAUAAGGCUGAGAAAGGAGCGGCUAAAGGCAAGAAAGUUGGGAAGGAUAACGCUGAGUCCGGUGGCUCUUGGUUUUCAAAGGAAUGAUUUUUUUAGGCGUACCAAAAGUUGGAAAGUAACCCUAAAACAUAUAUAUAUGUGAAGGGUUUUUUAUCCAUUAAGUAUAAUAAUAAUGAUAAUAAUACCAUAUAUGUACUAAACAAGAGAUUUCCACUUGAGUUUUUCCAUUCUUAAAAGGUUAAUAAACGGAUUGAUAUUGUUCAUAUG
Cucurbita pepo subsp. pepo (vegetable marrow) is the source of this 507-nucleotide messenger RNA. The record is from RefSeq and is a predicted model, not a curated record. NCBI's taxonomy places the organism in Eukaryota, Viridiplantae, Streptophyta, Magnoliopsida, Cucurbitales, Cucurbitaceae.